AAACUGUAUUGAUUUUGCAUAUUUUUCUGUUUUCCAUUAUUGUUUUAUUUUACAAAAUUAUCUAUUAAAAUCCAUUUAAAACCCUAGUUAAAUAUUAUAGAAUUAAGUGAAAAUCAUGGACAUAUCUAACUUAUGCCGUAGUUGUAUGAAAGAGGUAGCUUCUUGGGAGAAAGAGAACUUCGAUGGAAGAGCCGUGGAAAUGUUUUGUUUUUGUACGAAUAUUAAGAUAAUGGAAGAUAUAAAGCUACCGAAACAGUUCUGCUAUGAUUGCACUAUCAAAAUAGAGUCUUGCUACACAUUCAUAAAAGAAGCACAAAAUGUCAACAUAACUCUCAAAAACAUAGCUUCGAGAAGCGAAACAAGUAUCAUUAUUGAACCAGAUUCUCUAAAAAGUCACACAAUCGAACCAACUAAACUAAGAUUGACUUUACCAGACUAUAAACUGUCUAUUGGUGUUAGUAAUUAUGUUGAACAGGACAUUUAUGAAGAUACCGACUAUACACAUACCGAAACUGCAAUACUAACCAAUGAUAUGCAAAUUGCAUCAAAAGAAACUGCAAUAUCUUGCAAUUCUAAUAUUAAUAAGAGUAUAUCUAGAAAUAAUAAAAUAGAAAUAGACAACAUUAUUCAUAUUGAUAUGUUAAAAAGAGAUAGCAUGAAAGUUGAAAGUAUGAAUAGAAAUGAUAAUAUAAAAGUAGAUGAGUCAAAAAAAGAAAACACUGUAAAAUACAGUUUGCAAAAACGAGACGCCCCUAUUAAACUUAAUAUAUCAAAAAGAGAUAGCACUAUAAAAUUUGAUACUUCAAAAAGAGAUGGCACUAUAAAAGGUGAUGAAUCAAAACGAGAUAGCACUAUAGAUGACACAAACAAGAGUGUUUGUCCAGUUUGUAGGAAAGGGUUCACAUCUAAGAAGUGGUUUUCGAAGCACAUGGAGAAGGAACAUUCAGGGCAUAAGUACACUUGUGCACACUGUCCAAAAUCAUUCUCCAAACCGUUCCAAUUGGCGUACCAUGCAACAUCACACUCAGAUGAAAGGAAGUUUGCCUGCAACACCUGUGGGAAGUGCUUCAAGAGACGCAAACAGCUGGCGGAGCACGCUCGGGGACACUCUGACGUCAGGCCCUACGCUUGUGACAAAUGUGCCAUGAGGUUCAAACUGAAAAGCGUGCUGAAAUGUCAUAUGAAGGUACACGAAGAUGUCAAGCAGUACUUGUGUUCUUAUUGUGGAUGGGGCUUCAGCCAUGCCCACAACUUAGAGGUGCACGUGCGUACGCACACGGGUGCUAAACCGCACGCGUGUGCGGUUUGCGGUUUCCGUGCGGCGGCCGCGUCGUCGCUGCGGCGUCACGCGCGGCGCCACUCCGACACCCGUCUCUACGUGUGCAACCACUGCAGGAAGGCCUUCACAGACAAGAGCGGACUGGCUCGUCACACGCGUACACACACGGGCGAGUUGCCGUACAAGUGUCCGGGGUGCGCGCGCGCAUUCGCCGACAGCUGGAAGCGAAAGACGCACCUCAUGCGCGCGCACCGCCUCGCGCUUGCAGACAUCCCGCGCAUGCGCCGCGACGGACAAACACUCGUCGAUGGCGCGCGUCCUUAGAGUGCAUAUUCGUUGAAGCGGAGCGGAGAUGUGUUAGAAAAUUUUAAAAAAUCAAAUUAAUAUCGUAACAAUGUGGCCGCCAAACAGCCCAACUGAUUUGAAGCCGCCAUUUUUUAUCGAGGUGAUUCAAAGUACCAAAAUAAUGGCAUAGAUGAAAAGAUCUAUUUAUCUGAAUUAAAUACUUCCA
This is a messenger RNA of Maniola jurtina (meadow brown), 1790 nucleotides long. Its product is annotated as zinc finger protein OZF-like. The coding region runs from base 116 to 1603 and encodes 495 amino acids. Gene Ontology annotation, biological process: regulation of transcription by RNA polymerase II. Lineage: Eukaryota; Metazoa; Arthropoda; Insecta; Lepidoptera; Nymphalidae. Gene Ontology annotation, cellular component: nucleus. The record is from RefSeq and is a predicted model, not a curated record. The transcript has 6 exons. Gene Ontology annotation, molecular function: zinc ion binding; DNA-binding transcription factor activity, RNA polymerase II-specific; RNA polymerase II transcription regulatory region sequence-specific DNA binding.